Coniophora puteana RWD-64-598 SS2 is the source of this 1185-nucleotide messenger RNA. RefSeq lists its product as uncharacterized. Gene Ontology annotation, molecular function: hydrolase activity. NCBI's taxonomy places the organism in Eukaryota, Fungi, Basidiomycota, Agaricomycetes, Boletales, Coniophoraceae. The transcript is spliced from 6 exons. The record is from RefSeq and is a predicted model, not a curated record. The coding region runs from base 37 to 957 and encodes 306 amino acids.
GUCAUCUGUAAUUACAGCAUCCUUCAUUUCACUUCAAUGGCCUCCCUCGUUGGUCGGAAUGGCACAAUCCACACAACAUACGAUAUCGUCACCCCUCCUCCUCAUCCCGGCAAGGGCUGGACACGUUUCGUCUGCAUUAGUGACACCCACUCAGCAGAGUUCCCAGUUCCUCCGGGCGAUGUCCUCCUUCAUUCAGGCGAUCUCUCAGAACUUGGCAGAAAGCCAGAACUUCUCAAGACACUUGACUGGCUUUCUGCAUUGUCCCACUCUGUCAAGAUAAUCAUCGCGGGAAACCACGACCUUUCAUUACACGAGGGGUGGUACGAGAACAAUCGCAAGCGCUUCCGCCGUGGUAGCUCGCUCACCCAGGACGAUGAGGAUGUUGCCGAGCUACGCGACAUCUUCAGGAAUAGAAUCAGGGAUGAUUACGGGAUAGUAUACCUUCAGGAUCAAUCGCACGCCUUCCGCUUAAGCAAAGAUGCCCGAGAAUGGACAGUCUAUGGGUCUCCGUGGCAACCAUGGUUCUGGGACUGGGCCUUCAAUUACGAGAAGGACGAGGCGGAGGACAAGGUGACGAAGAUCCCUGAAGUUGACAUCCUUCUCACACAUGGACCCCCGCACAAGAUGUUGGAUACAACAACCCGCGGCGAGUCAGCAGGUUGUCCUGAACUCCGAUGCCACCUAGGUAGCAUGCAGAGACCUCCACUGCUGCAUCUCUUUGGACAUAUUCACGAGGGCCACGGCGCUCUCGUGCAUGACUGGUCGAAGGAUGACAAGCAACUUGACAAAGGGAAUGCUUCCUCUACCAACCCAAACCCGCGAGAAACCUUAGUCGUGAACGCGGCAAAUGCACCAAUGGGUAAGAAGUCUCGGACACCAGAUGGCGAGCGCGUGCCCCCUGGAGGACCAGGAUUCCAGCCCGUCAUUGUCGAUAUCAGAGACAAUGCGCAUCGUUGAUGAGAGCUGAACCAUAGUGAUCCCGUUCGAUAGCUAGACACAGAGGGAAGGAGACGAUAUAUAGUCUAACAUCUAAUUAAACAAUUACAUAAACCAUGACACGAAACCCAAGUACGAAAACAUAGCCUAUAACACAACCAUGACAAGUCGGCGUCCCAUUAAAGAGUGGCGGUCUUAGUUCCUAGAAAUGUUGUCAACAGGUCUCUCAAGGUGUCUAGCACCAUUUAC